Colletotrichum higginsianum IMI 349063 is the source of this 2091-nucleotide messenger RNA. RefSeq lists its product as uncharacterized. The record is from RefSeq and is a predicted model, not a curated record. Lineage: Eukaryota; Fungi; Ascomycota; Sordariomycetes; Glomerellales; Glomerellaceae. The transcript has 2 exons. Bases 1 to 2091 code for a protein of 696 amino acids.
AUGGAGGAGUCCGAACCCAAGCGUAGGAGGGUUUCCCCACGCCUCAGCAGCCAGCGCGACGGCGACGAUAACGACAAUAACGAGUCGACCACACCCCCCGACCCUCCUCCGCCACGGAGUAGGAUCCCGAGAAGACCGUCCUUCGCGUCCCCGACAAGAGCAAGCCUCUCCCGAACAAACCCCGACAUCCUGCGACGCAGAAGUAGGAGCCAGAGCCCAGCAAAGGCCACCGGCAAUAGUAACCAGUCCGCACAACCCGCACGCGAUGUCGCCCGAGCGGGGUCAGCCGCACCGCUCGAGGGCCAGGCCGAACGGUUUCUAGAAAAGGGACCUGCGCGCCCGAGAAGCAACAUGUCUGGAUCGACCGCCGUCGAAUCCCAGAACUUGGGCUCUCCCGCACGACGAAUGCCAGGAACUGGGCUCAGCGGUGCAAUGGCGUCUAGACCUCGCCGGUCGGGCGGCCUGCCGAAUCCCAGACCACUCCCCGACCCUGGCCCAGAAGAUGAAGAUUUCAACCCAUUUGCCGGUCGUAUUCUGAACCGGACACCGCCGAGGGGAGUUCUUCCCGCAAGAGCACCGUCGCCCGAACCAGAGCCAGACCAGGAGCCUGAACUCCCACCGACGCCGACGCAAAAGGGACAACCCGACCCUGUGGUCACGACGCCACCUUUGGGCAUCCACGACACUCCUUCGAAACGGAGACGGCGAACCACUUCACCGUCUAAGAGCUCUCCACUGAAGCAACCACCUCUCCGCCCACCCGAGUUCACUCAGCCAUCAAAGGACCCGUUGAAGAAGGCCAUGCAGCGUCCCCCACGAGCCAAGAGCCCGACAAAAACGGUGCGGAAGACGCGCUCAAGCAAAGGUCCUUCGGGAACGCACAAAGCUCGUGGAAUCCCAGUGCCGGAUCCCAACUUUGAGCUUAAGCAGACACGAGACACGCUGCAGGCCGAGAUUGCGAAGCUCGAGACGGAUCUGGAGUUCGCCGCUACCGAGAACGACCGUUUGCAUAUGGCGCAGUCCCUGCGGUCUGGUGUGUUUCGGCCUCUAUCCCCGUCCCGCCGUGAGCAACUACUGGACUUGCUGCAACGCCAUUUAGUAACUCCAGAAAAGGAGACAAAGCCGGAUGCGGCGCAGCAGUGGUUCGAUCUGGCGAUGAACCCGACGUCCUGGUUGUCGUUUGGAUCUCUGGGGCAGACUCAGCUGCUUUCUUCCCACGAGAAGGAAGUGGACCUCCUUCCGACGUCGCAUCACCCAAUUGCACUAUCGGCCGUAGAUGAGCUUCCGUACCUACAGGCCUUCACACCAUUUCAGUUCUCAGGGACGACGGUCAUGCUUCCAAAAGAAAACCCCGAGGAUCCCUUGUUGCGAAGACACCACAUCGUCCUUCGAUCUGUACACCCUGCGGGGCUCUUUAUGGCCAAGAUCGAAAUGACGGUCGACACCGAAAAGCUGCAGAUCAAGGAGCUCAGCGUGCCGCGCCUGGAUCCUGCGGCUGUCGCAGAAGUAGGGCCGUUUGUCCAAAAGGUCACUGGAGGAGGAUCCAACACCCACAUGGAUCGGAAUAUCAGCAUUGUCACUUGGGCAAUGGCAGAGUGGUAUCGCAUCGCGGUCGAGCGCGCCAACAUCUGGCAUACCUUGGACAGCGAGCUCGGCGACAAAGAGAAGCUGAUACAGAGCGUGACGAAAAUACGUACGAGGCGGAAGAAGCGCAGGAGAAAGGACGACGACGCAAACGACCCAGAAGGAGAUGACGGGGUCACGGAGAAGAACCGUAUCGAAGACUUGCCUCGAGCGUCGUUGUUGUCUCAUCUUGGAAGGACCGCCUACGAGAUUCCCAUCCCGGGUGCUGUCAAGGAAGACACGUCGUGUCUAAGAAUACAGUGGAGGAUCGGUUUCGACUGGACUGGCGAGGCGCAGAGCAAAGUUGGGCUGAUGAUUGGCAUGCCCGGGAAAUGGCAUCUGGGCGAUAAGCGCGGGUCACUGGCCGCGGCGUCUAAAGUGUUUGAAAGACUUGUUCAGAGUGACGAAGGGCCGAUGACGGCUGUACGAACCGUUGUUGCGUUGCUGGCGGGAGAUGCAUUGUCUUGA